Pochonia chlamydosporia 170 is the source of this 1737-nucleotide messenger RNA. RefSeq names its product 5'-nucleotidase precursor. Gene Ontology annotation, biological process: nucleotide catabolic process. The transcript has 2 exons. Lineage: Eukaryota; Fungi; Ascomycota; Sordariomycetes; Hypocreales; Clavicipitaceae. The record is from RefSeq and is a predicted model, not a curated record. Gene Ontology annotation, molecular function: hydrolase activity. The coding region runs from base 1 to 1737 and encodes 578 amino acids.
AUGAAGACGACGGUGACCCUGGCCGCGUUGGCAUUUUGCUCUGUGGCCACCGCCGACGACGUUCUCUAUAGCAGUCGCUUCUCGAAGCGUGGCUUGCUUCCGAACGGCAAUUACAAUCUCUCAUUCUUCCACGUCAACGAUGUACAUGCCCAUUUGGACCAGUACACCAAACCCGGCGCAGACUGCACGGAUCCCGCCAAGGGCUGCUUCGGAGGAUACGCCCGCAUCAAGACCAAGGUUGACGAGCUGCGGAAACAGCAGCCCGAUCACCUGUGGUUAAACGCAGGCGAUGAAUUCCAAGGAACCCUCUUCUACACCUUCUACGGCGGAGAAAAGAUUGCCGAGACCAUCAACGACCUCAAAUUCGAUGCCAUGACUCUUGGCAACCACGAGUGGGAUGGCGGCGAUGAAAACCUCGGAAAGUUUCUCAAAAACCUCACGUUUCCCAUCGUCUCGUGCAACGUAAAAAGCACCGUCAAGGAUCUGAACGAGACCAUCAAAAACUACCAUAUCUUUGAGAAGCACGAUCUUGCUGUAAUCGGUGCCACAACAGAGACAACCCCCAACAUUGCAAACGUCGGCAAGGGAACCACCUUCCUGGACCCCAUCCCUGAGAUCCAAAAUGCCAUUUAUGAAAUCCGGAAUAAAACCAAGAUCAAGCGCAUCGUCGCACUCACCCACCUCGGCUACGAUGCCGACCAAAAACUUGCAAAGGAGACUGAGGGCCUUUCCCUCAUCAUUGGCGGCCACAGCCACACCUUGCUGGGUGACAUGGACAAGGCAGAGGGCAAGUAUCCCACCAUUAUCAAGGACAAGGUUGGCAACGAGGUGUUUGUGGUCACUUCGUACCGCUGGGGCGAGUAUCUCGGUUCAAUUGAGAUGACGUUUGAUAAGAACGGCAGGGCGCUUUCCUACCACGGUGCACCGAUUCACAUGGACAAUACUACUACUCUGGAUAAGGACCUGCAGAAGAACAUUACCGCCUGGAGAGGUCCGUUUGAAAAGUACGCCGCUGAAGUUAUUGGAAGUACUAAGAAUGUGCUGGACCAGACGACGUGCCAAAAGGGAGAUUGUCUGCUUGGUCAAGUCAUUGCGGAUGCUAUGCUUGAAUUCCGCCAGAAUCAGACGAACAGCACAGACGGCAAGCCUGAUUUCGCCAUCAUCAAUGCGGGUGGCAUUCGAGCGACCAUUGACCAGGGCAACAUUACCCGCGGAGAAGUCAUCACAUCUUUCCCGUUCGGCAAUGCCGUCACACAGCUAAAGUACUCUGGUGCUGAUUUGCGUAAGAUACUGGAAGGUUGCGUCUCCCGCGUCAACCAGUUCAGUCAGAAGAAGACAACAUCAUGGUUUCAGCUGUCGAAAAAUAUCGUCAUCGAGUAUAAUGAGGGCAAGGAUGCUGGAUCUAGACUUGUGAAUGCCACUAUUGGCGGAAAGACGCUUGACGACAAGGCGGACUACAAUGUGGUUACGGUUGAUUUCGUCGCCGGUGGUGGCGAUAAUCUCUUGAAGCCGACCAAGGACUUUAUCAGUCUAGACUCGCUCGACCAGGUUCUCACUUCGUAUAUCAAGUCCCACUCGCCUCUUGAGAAUGCGUUGGAAAAGCGUGUCGUUUCUUCGAAUGGGACCAGCGGAGGAGGAGGCACGGGCAAGAGUGGAAAUGGAGAGUCUUUGGGGGUGAAUUUGCAGGUUCCUGGUUUGGCGGUUGCGUUAUGUGCUUUGGUGGCGAUUGUUUUGUAA